GCUGAGCAUCACAAUACAGAGAAGUCUGCCUCUUCAGCAUUUGGAUCCCACCACACCAGUGCACAGCUAUGAAUUCAGCUGUAGGCCUCGCAGGACUUUGGAUGAUUGCUCUGACUUUUUACGGUGUAAACAUGGGAGAGACCAAGAAGAACUCUCUCAAAGAGCCCGAUGUCCCGUUCCCACCUGCCCGUCCCACUCCUGAUAAUUUGGCUGCUAUUUGUCAUCAUGGUCGAGGUCGUCCCAGGUAUCCACCUAGUUUCUUCCCAAAAUCCGGUUCCAGCCACUUCCGACGCCGUGGACAUGCCAUGAACCGGCUGGAGUCAUGGUUUGGUGUGUGCUGCAGUGGACAAAUAGCCCAGGAGAGCAACCAGAUGCUCUGCUGCGCCCAGCAAGCGUGGAGAAAAGCCCUGUCUCAGUUCUGUGUGGAAGAAUACUCCACCAUGACCCUCCCGUACGAGUGCUGCGAGAACACUGGAGACGCUCGGUGGACGUGUUUCGACAGUAAGCUGCCGAACCCAGACUACAGAUCAACACCGGGCUACGAUGCCCCUGAAAUCCCAGAGGAGCCAGGAUUCACGUUUGACCCAAGUGCCUGCUAGAAAUGAAAAAAAAAGAAAAAGAUCAUAUAUAUAUAUAUAUAUAUACACACACAACUUUCCACUUUCAUAUACCUAGAUAGAGUAUUAAAGAAAAACUCACAUUCAGAUUCAGAUAACAAACAAAAUCUGCAGGAUAGAGACAAACCUCUAUCACACAAUGCUUUGUACAAUAAUUUCAUCUUGUCUUUGUCCCAGGCUCUCUAUGAGUAGGACAGGACAUACUGGUUUGAUUUAUGCUAUCUAAGGACAAUCAGAGUCCCAUCCAGCCUCAUUAUCAACUCAUCAGUUUAGCCAAACUUUUCCAUAUUAAUAGAAAACACAUUUUUAAAAUGUGAAGCAAAUGCUCACUGUUAUAACUCCCAUAAAAUGUGCCUGGAUUGAAUGCUGUAAUUUCUGGGUGCAGUAUUUAUAGAGCACAAAAUGAACACACUCCCCAGAGAGCCUGAUAUGUUUUUUGUUACUAUAACUCUUUGUUACAGACUUGAUAUAUCAGCUUCAAAAUUCAGUCAUUUUAACAUCCACACACACGCCUGUAAAAGGUAUUUUAGAAAAGUUGGCUGGAUUAUUAGUGUGUUUGGCUUUAUCAUGUCAUUAUCAUGUCAUUGAUCAGUAAUAAAAGUCGUAGUGUGUUGUACUUUUAGUGUGACUUUUGUUUUGUGCAGUUAAAAAGUCACAAAUAAAAACUUU
Messenger RNA from Archocentrus centrarchus (flier cichlid), 1286 nucleotides. RefSeq names its product extracellular matrix protein 1a (gene ecm1a). The record is from RefSeq and is a predicted model, not a curated record. The transcript is spliced from 3 exons. Gene Ontology annotation, cellular component: extracellular region. Lineage: Eukaryota; Metazoa; Chordata; Actinopteri; Cichliformes; Cichlidae. Bases 69 to 599 code for a protein of 176 amino acids. Gene Ontology annotation, biological process: signal transduction; regulation of bone mineralization.